Molecule: messenger RNA, 453 nt
Organism: Colletotrichum abscissum
Lineage: Eukaryota; Fungi; Ascomycota; Sordariomycetes; Glomerellales; Glomerellaceae
Exons: 2
Coding region: 1-453 (150 amino acids)
Source: RefSeq, a predicted model, not a curated record
AUGAGCUUGAUACCAGACCCCGAAGUCGUUAACAAACUUCCAAAGACGUACUCCGGUCUCGACGAUAAACUUGAAUAUAUACCAGAUCACACGAUCCACACAAAGUACACUGCAUACAAGCAUGCGCACGCAGAAACCAAGGCAUCAAACACCACAUACAAAAACACAGCUCACCCUCUAGGAUCAAGAAGACCCUAUCCUCCUGGACUGAUUCCAAAUGGCACCACAAUCAAUGGCUUUAAGUACAGCGUCGAAAGCCACCAGAUCCUAGCACCACUGGCUGGCACAGCGAGCUCGAACGCGCAGACUCAUGCCGAUCGCCGUGGAUCUUUCAACAACAAGUAUGAAGACGUACUAGCUGCUAAGAAUCAAUACAAAAGUCACGUCGGGCAAUCAAAUUUAGCAGCGGAAAGUGCAACAAGAUUUGCAAAACUGCGAAAUCAACAUGAUUAG